AGACGUGCUGCACCCACACAGCAAGCAGGAAUUUCAAAUUUCACACGAAAAUAACGACGGGAACAAGCAAACACCACAACACACAACAAGACGACGACACACACCUUCGACUUUGACCACCUCAACAACAACUACCAAGCGCACCCACGAACAAGCAUAGCAUGUCGACCUCAAUGGUUGCCCGCAUCCCGGAGGAGCUCCGCAUGGGCCGGGAGUUUGCGCUCCUUGGAAGCUAUGAAACUUCGCUCGUGUACUACGAAGGCGUCUGCGAGACAAUCAAGCAGUUUAUGAACCAGUGUCCUCCCUCAUCCAAGAGCCGCUGGGCCAAGGCUUAUCAUGAUGUGAUGGAGGAGUACAACUCCGUCAAGGCCAUCAGCUCCGAGAUUGAUCUUUUCAAGUCAAGCACACGCCAGCCCAAGAAGCCCGAGACCCCACAGCACGAUCCCGAUGUGUGGGGACCGCCGCCGCCACUCGAGCGCCCCGUCCAGCGCAAGCCCCGCUCUGGCGGUGGCACGCCCUCAUAUGCGCGACCAACCGCCUCCUCCCGCGUCAACUCAAACGCUCGCCGCGGUGACCGGAGCGACCGUAACGACCGCUACGGGCGCAAACCAAAGACCUCCGCCGCCAGGCCAGGGAAACCUGGCCGGGAUAAGAAGGACAACAAAGCAGCCAACAAGGACGAGAAGAAAUUCUCGGGCGAAGGCUGGGACCCGGAUCUUGUUGAGAUGCUGGAGCGUGAUAUUGUGCACAAGAACCCCAACGUGCGAUGGACGGACAUUGCUGGCCACAACGAGGCAAAGUCGCUGCUGGAGGAGGCCGUCGUGCUGCCCAUGCUGCGGCCCGACUUCUUCACCGGCAUCCGCAGGCCAUGGAAGGGUGUGCUGAUGGUCGGUCCCCCCGGUACUGGCAAGACGCUUCUCGCAAAGGCUGUGGCAACGGAGUGUGGCACGACCUUCUUCAACGUGUCCACGAGUACGCUCUCCUCCAAGUACCGCGGCGAGUCCGAGAAGCUCGUGCGUCUCCUGUUUGAGAUGGCCCGCUUCUACGCCCCGACAACCAUCUUCAUCGACGAAAUCGACUCCCUCUGCAGCGCGCGCGGCGGAGCGAACGAGCACGAGGCGUCGCGUCGCGUCAAGUCGGAGCUGCUGGUGCAGAUGGACGGCGUUGACGGCGCUCUGGGCGAUUCUUCAAACGUUGUGAUGGUGCUGGCUGCGACCAACUUCCCCUGGCAGAUUGACGAGGCCCUGCGCCGCCGCCUCGAGAAACGCAUCUACAUCCCGCUCCCAACAGACGUUGGCCGGCGCAAGCUGCUGGACAUCAACCUGGCGAGCGUGUCGCUGGCUGACGACGUGGACCUGGACAAGAUUGCCGCCGAGACGGAGGGGUACAGCGGCGCCGAUCUCACAAACGUCUGCAGAGACGCGUCCAUGAUGGCAAUGCGUCGGGCGAUCCGGGGCAAGUCGCCCGAGGAGAUUAAGGCGAUGGACAAGGACCAGCUGAACCAGCCGACGUCGAUGGAGGAUAUUACCGCCGCCAUCAAGAAGGUCUCGCCAUCCGUCUCAAAGGACGACAUUCACAAGUACGAGAAGUGGAUGCGCGACUUUGGCUCCACUUAAAUCCACAAAUACACACACAUAUAUACACAUGUACGGCCUUGGUGUUUAUCUUCAUGUUUCUCCAUGCUUCUUCCACUUCCUCGCUAUCGUAAUGUGUGACAAUUCUCCUGUUGCCGUGUCUUGGUUGUAAUGUUCUGAAGGCUCUCUUUUCUGUCUCCAACUCUCUCAGAAAGCCGCGUCUGGCAUCGCAUAAAGAACUUGAACCGC
Messenger RNA from Salpingoeca rosetta, 1823 nucleotides. RefSeq names its product katanin p60 ATPase-containing subunit A1. Gene Ontology annotation, molecular function: microtubule severing ATPase activity; ATP hydrolysis activity; ATP binding. Bases 162 to 1616 code for a protein of 484 amino acids. The transcript is spliced from 17 exons. The record is from RefSeq and is a predicted model, not a curated record. Gene Ontology annotation, cellular component: microtubule cytoskeleton. NCBI's taxonomy places the organism in Eukaryota, Choanoflagellata, Craspedida, Salpingoecidae. Gene Ontology annotation, biological process: microtubule severing.